AUGGCAGACCACGAAAUAGACCCGAGACUCUUCGCGAGUGCAUCCUCAGUGCAACCGUCGCGGCCGCAGAUCUACACGUCUGCACAGCAGCAAAACACCGGCCAUCCAUACUACCUUCCGUCACCCACCGCUCAACACCAUGCCCAAUCCCUCCCUCAACCCCCGCAGCUCUCACAGCUAUCGCAGCCUGCCCCACUAGGAAACAUACUCGAUCCCGCCCUCGAGCAGACAUCGCCAACCGGACCAGAGGCGUCGCACGAUGACGACGACCACGAGGACGAUGGUGACCACGAUGGCGCCCACGGAACUCCAGGUUCUGCCAAAUCCCCCGCCGACCUCAAGCGCCCCAGAGCAUGCGACUCAUGUCGAGGACUAAAGGUUCGCUGCGACCAAGAGCGACCGGACGUGUCAUGUAGACGUUGCGCCAAGGCAGGUCGACCUUGCAUUACGACACCACCAACCCGGAAGCGCCAAAAGAAGGCCGACAGCAGAGUCGCCGAACUUGAGCGCAAGAUCGAUGCAUUGACAGCGACAUUGCAUGCACAAAAGGCAGGCGCACCCGAGACCAGGCAUCAUGGAGGCAUACCACAACCCGGGGCCUCUGCCGAUUCUAUGCCUAUGCCGGUUGAAGGCCAGUACCGCAUGGGAUCACUCGAGCACGAUUGGUCUCAGCCUCCGGCUGGCAGGUACCCGGACAUACCGCCCGGCUACGGCCCAGCCCAGAAUAUGCAGAGAGCACCUGAGCCAAAGCGCAGGAAGCUGGACAACACAUCACACGCUACGAUCCCCGAGGACAUGGAUGCCAUCCAUCGUGACUUGGCAGAGCACCCGGAGAUGAAGCGGACCAGCAAGAACAAGAUUCACGCUGACCACUCGCACAUCAAUAUUCUAAUCGACAAUCUUAUGACGCCUGACAUUGCAGAGCGCGUCUUCUUUCGCUAUGUCAACGAGAUCUGCCCGCAUUUCCCAGCCGUGCCGUUCCCUCCUGGCACCACAGCCCGUGAAGUCCGAGAGAAGAAACCGCUUCUCUUCCUCGCUGUUUUGGCUGGAUCCUCGCACGGGAGCGCAGAGCAGUUGGUAUCACAAGAGACACAACGCGAGUUGACCAAACUCCUCAAGGACCAGCUUGCUGACAUCAUCUGGCGCAACGGGGAGAAAUCGCUCGAGAUUGUUCAGGCACUACACAUCUCUGUGCUUUGGUACCGUCCACCCCUCCACUUUGAGCAGCACAACUUCUACAUGAUGGUCAAUUGCGCUGCAGUCAUGGCUCUCGACCUAGGCCUUGGAAGAAAGGCAACACCAAAUGUCAUGAAGCUUUCGGUUGGUCCAUUCAAGAGGUUUCAUCCAAACUCUAGCAGCGUCGAGGCCCGCCGAACGUUCCUCGUCUGCUACUAUCUCUGUAUGAGUAUAACCAUGGUCCUGCGACGACCGAUUUUACUUCGCUGGACCAACUACAUGGCGGAGAGUGUUCGCAUACUUGAGACCUCGCCCGAAGCACUCCCAUCGGAUAGACUACUCUGUCAGCAAGUCAAGAUGGCGCACAUAGGAGAGAAGAUAUCGGUCGAGUUUUGUAUGGACGAUCCCUCGGUUGAGGUUGCCAUCUCCGAUCCCAAGGUCAUAUACGCCCUGAAGAUCUUCGAGAAUGAACUGAAUAGCUUGAGGGAGGAGAACGCCUCUUUGGGAGACGUCGAUCCAACCCUCCGCUUGGCAGAACAUGUCACGAAUCUUUACCUCCAUGAAAUCGCGCUGCAUCAGAAUCAAGGCUCUGCUGAUUUGCAGCCCCCUUACACCACGGAUGCACUAUCUCCGUCAGUCAUCAUUGCGGCCAAGAAAGACGGUCCUGUCGGCCCGGCACAUAUAGGCGCUCUGGGUGACUGUCUCACCGCUACCCAUGGUAUCCUAGACACGAUACUGAGUAUCGAACUAGACAUUCUCCUAACUCUGCCUGUGAUCUUCUGUGUCCGGGCAAUCUACGCCAUCGUCUGCCUGAUGAAGAUGUGGGUGUCGGUGACGAGCUCUGGCGAAGUAGGGAGCAUCAUCAAGAAGGAAGAUCUUGAAAUCGAGGCCUACACCGAACAAUUGGUCUCCAUGUUCAACGCCAUUGUUUCCCGCGAUGCUCAAUCACCCCAUGGGAAAUUCUACUUUGUCGCCAAGCGCUUACAGGAACGAUUUGCCCACAUCAAAGAAGGUGCCUCUAGCGACCACCAAACUGAAACCGACCACGAAUCCGCUCGCAACGCUAGUCAACAACCAUCCCGACCUUCCACUCGCCAAGAGCCCGCAAAUCAAACACCACUCCAUCUCCUCUCCGAAGUCGCCAUGGGUAGCAGUAAUAAUGCUGCUUCACAACAGCAACAGACGCAAGCGCAUUCUCGUUCUCAGCAACAAGCACAAGCCGCUCUACAAGCACAUGCGCAACAUUCCCAGCAAGCCAUGCCGAACUGGUAUCCAAACAUGAAUGCGCAACCUACGCCUGAGAUGAUGGGGUUUGGCCCGCAACAGCCAUUCGACAUCAACUUUGACUUCACACAGUUUGACCUUGGUACAGGCUCGGAUGCAGAUCUGUCGGCGCUCUUCAUUCCAGAUUCGAUGGCAAUGUGGAGUUACCCCACUGAUCCUAAUAUGCAGGGCUACAACGGAUAUUGA
Messenger RNA from Alternaria arborescens, 2646 nucleotides. RefSeq lists its product as hypothetical. The transcript is spliced from 5 exons. The record is from RefSeq and is a predicted model, not a curated record. Gene Ontology annotation, biological process: DNA-templated transcription; regulation of DNA-templated transcription. Bases 1 to 2646 code for a protein of 881 amino acids. Gene Ontology annotation, molecular function: zinc ion binding; DNA-binding transcription factor activity, RNA polymerase II-specific; transcription cis-regulatory region binding. Gene Ontology annotation, cellular component: nucleus. Lineage: Eukaryota; Fungi; Ascomycota; Dothideomycetes; Pleosporales; Pleosporaceae.